This is a messenger RNA of Priapulus caudatus, 2817 nucleotides long. Its product is annotated as mediator of RNA polymerase II transcription subunit 26-like. Gene Ontology annotation, biological process: positive regulation of gene expression; regulation of transcription by RNA polymerase II. Lineage: Eukaryota; Metazoa; Priapulida; Priapulimorpha; Priapulimorphida; Priapulidae. The record is from RefSeq and is a predicted model, not a curated record. Gene Ontology annotation, cellular component: core mediator complex; mediator complex; nucleus. The transcript has 4 exons. Bases 23 to 1855 code for a protein of 610 amino acids. Gene Ontology annotation, molecular function: transcription coregulator activity.
GAAUCCGCUACCCAAUGCCUACAUGUCCGCCAUCCUGGUGGAUGUACAGCGAAUUGGCUGGACGAAGUCUGCCACUUUUAGGCCGUCUCACGACCCCAUGCAGUACGUUGCCAGUGAAAUUAAGGAGAGGCUACUGAAGGCAAUCGAUCGGGAUCACAAUGUUGUUGAUAUGCCAGGAGUGCUUGCUGUCAUUUCUCAGCUCGAGAAGGCCUCUAUCACACGCGAAGACUUGGAGCAAACGAGGCUCGGAAAGUAUGUCAACGAGGUGCGAAAGAAAACUAGCAAUGACUCACUGGCUAAGCGAGCAAAGAAGCUGGUUAAGACAUGGCAGAAGCUGGCGCUGCCGCAGCACACCGCGGGCGUCAACGGUGAGAGAGCGGGAACUACGUUACCUGCGAAGAGAUCGAGUCAGCCCGGCACGCCCUCUAUGAGCCGAUCCGCUAGUCUCGCGUCACUGAGCACACAGGAAUCUAACGCAGACCUUUCUGGUCUCCAAACUCCAAGUACUGCUGUAUCAAGUGGAAGACUAGUUGGUCCUGUUUCUAGCGAGACAUUGGUCGGCGCUGGCGCAACGAAUUCCAGAGUUUCGAGUCCCGGCCUUCACGGCGGCAGAGUCAGUCCCGGUGGGAGCGCGGGUAGUCGCGCGUCCAGCCCCUGCGCUCGCUCCAGGACUCCGCCCGCGAGCGGACGCGCCGCCGCGCCCACCCCGAAGCGUAGACGUAGCGACACAGACGCGUCGCCGCCGCCGACCAAGCUGCACGCGAACAGCGUCAGCAAGCGCGGCGUCGAGACGGCGGUGGCGCCCCCUAACGGCCUGCUGCCGGGGACGCUGCUGGGCGCGGACGCACGCUAUCUCGCUGCACCUCAGGAAUGUCGCGACGACUCUCCGCCGGACCCCGGGCGCACGCGCUCGGACGCGGCGACGUCAGAGGUGGCGACCCCGUCCCGCGGCGGCGGCGGGGUGAAGCUGGCGAAGGUGAAGACUACGGCGGAGCUGAUAGCGGGGCUGAAGGCUCACAACACGCCGGCGGCGUCCAUGAUGAACUCUCCGACGAUGGACGCGAUCGCGGCGCGCAGAAUCCGCGACCUCACGCACGACGAGGAGCAAAGCAGACGCGCGUCCGUCAUCCCGGACUCGAUGCGCAAACGUAAGUACACGCGACGGAAAGCCGCCGCCGCCGCAGCGUCGUCGCCGCUGCUGCCCGCCGCCUCCGACACCGACCUCUCCAAGGUCAAGACGGAGAUGGUCGCCAAGUUCCUGGAGACGUCGCGGCCUCCGCCCGCGUCGGCGUUCGGCAGCGCGAGCGAGCCGCCCACGCGACCCGACUCCCCCACGCUGCGACCUCUAUCCAAGGUCGCGUCUGGCGUCGACCUCUCCUUCAUCUACUCUAAGCUCGAGGGGCGGGAGGCGCGCCCUGGUGGCGGCGGCGGCGGGCAGGCGGGGCCACCGCUACCCGACUGGGUGCUCGACCACGAUCCCGACCGAUCGAACGAUGCUAGCGCCACCUACCCUAAGUCACCAGUUGCCAAAUCGGAGCCGCUCCCGGGUCGGGAACGCGUAACGAUAGAGGAGGAGCUACGCGCGAUAUACGGCCAGCUCUCACCCCUGAGGGAGGUCGCAGGGGAGGAGGAGGAGCAGCAGCAGGAGGAGGAGGAAGGAGAGGAGGCGGAGGAGGUAGAGAGGAAGCCAGUGACAGAGGAGGAGGUCGAUAGGAUAUGCAACGAGCAGUGGGAGGGCGUGAAUGGUUGGUACGACCACCAGGGGGCGUGGAAGGACUGGAAUUUGUGUUUUUCUCAUCCCUCGCACGCUGGUGAAUUCGUUCACGUGCUGCCUUAUGUAAAUAUAGACGAAUGAGGAACGAAAUGCGAUAUAUAUAUAUAUUAUAUCAGCGAAUACCUAUUUAUAUUUUGUUGCCUGUUUAAAAAAAGUAUUAUCGAAUAUAUGGACCGAGAGCCCGUAGGAGAAGGAUAGAGAGCUGUGGGGUUUCGAAAGCUGUGCGUGCGUACGUGGUGGGCGUGCGUAGUGAGCGUGCAUCCAUGAGUGUGUGCGUGUGCGUGUGUGUGUACGUGUGUCCGCGUGUUGAGUGUGCGUGCUUGCGUGUGGUGGGUGUGUGCAUACGCGUGGGGCGUGAGUGAGUGAGUGAGUGAGUGAGUGAGUGAGUGAGUGAGCGGCCGAUUACCUGAUGCUGGUGCCUCUUAAGUUACGCGUUGAGAUCCGUUCUCUAUUUAAAAAAAAACUAAUUUCCUUUCCACAUACAGUGGGUGACGCCUGCGCGUAUGUGGGCCGACGCGGGGGUGGGGGUUGUGAUUGUUGGCAGAUAUUGUGUCACCGGUGUAGUCCGUGCGAUGUAGAGCUUCUACUGGAGUUAGCGAUUACUCAGUGGGUCGUUAUGUACAUGCAGGCGUGUGUGUGCACGCGCGCGCCUGUAAUUGCCAAUUGGACAUGUAAUUUUUUUAAUAUCGGGGCAGGGCUUCUAAACCAGUUUCCGACAUUCCAUGCAUCUGUGAUAAGGUUUCCCCGACUGCUGCUGCUGCCUGGCCGCAGGUUUGACGCAAACACAGACGCCGUACGAGCGACCGAGAUGUUUGAUUCGCUGCGAUCGCUGCCAUCGCACAGACGUGGUUUGGGCAAAAUUAUCCUCGUUUGUGAAUUCCCAGACUUUCAGCGAUUGUUUCGGUAAGGUGGAGACUCGAAAGCAAGACAACUGGUGCAGAGCGGGGAUUGGACCCAUGUUGAAUGUUGGUCAUGUACGUUAUGUGCAUGUGCAACGAGUGAGAUAACUGGAGGUGAGAGAGGGGGAGGGGUGGAAGAGAGAG